AUCUUUGUGCGUGGGGCUGCGCUGGCGGAGGAGUCCGCGGGGAGGGACUCCCGGCCCGGCCGUGACAGAGCUCGGGCCGGGGCCGAUCCCGUUCCCGAUUCGGGGCGGGCCCGUUCCCGAUCCCGAUCCGGGGCGGGCCCAUUCCCUUUCCCGCUACCGUUCCCGUUCCCGUUCCCGUUCCCGCUCCGGGGCGGGGCCGGGGCUGGGGCGCAGCCGCAGAAUGGGGCUGGGGCAGUGAUGGCCGCGAUCUCGCUGGAGACCGUCCCCAAGGACCUGCGGCACCUGCGCGCCUGCCUGCUCUGCUCCCUCGUCAAGACCAUCGACCAGUUCGAGUAUGAUGGCUGUGACAACUGUGAGACAUACCUGCAGAUGAAGGGCAACCGGGAGAUGGUCUAUGACUGCACCAGCUCCUCCUUCGAUGGGAUCAUAACCAUGAUGAGCCCUGAGGACAGCUGGGUCUCCAAGUGGCAGCGGAUCAGUACCUUCAAGCCAGGUGUCUACGCAGUGUCCGUGACUGGCCGCCUGCCCCAAGGGAUCGUCCGAGAGCUGAAGAGCCGUGGUGUGGCCUACAAGUCUCGGGACACAGCCAUAAAAACCUGAAGGGCCUGCCUGGAGAUCCCAGUGCUGUGUGGCUGCUCCAGAACACCUGAGCUUUAUCCUGUAGGGAAGUGGGGCAGGACUUGGAGUGUGCUGGCUCAGCUCCCCUCAGUCAGUACCUCCGGACUCUGCCACACCACAGACCACAGACAUUUAUCUGAGCCUUGACAGGGGGGAGGGUGUGAGUGGAGCUGGGAAAAGGCAUUUAAUCAUAGUCCCCAAGCUUUUUUGCAGUUGGUGUGGGAAAGGGGGGAUUUGGGAAAUAGCUGUGCAAAUAGUUCAAUAAAACUCACUGCCUGGUCAA
Molecule: messenger RNA, 901 nt
Organism: Oenanthe melanoleuca
Lineage: Eukaryota; Metazoa; Chordata; Aves; Passeriformes; Muscicapidae
Gene: SUPT4H1
Product: SPT4 homolog, DSIF elongation factor subunit
Exons: 5
Coding region: 238-600 (120 amino acids)
Biological process (GO): positive regulation of DNA-templated transcription, elongation; mRNA processing; chromatin organization
Cellular component (GO): DSIF complex; nucleus
Molecular function (GO): RNA polymerase II complex binding; zinc ion binding
Source: RefSeq, a predicted model, not a curated record